This is a messenger RNA of Girardinichthys multiradiatus, 2355 nucleotides long. RefSeq names its product probable ribonuclease ZC3H12D. The transcript is spliced from 6 exons. NCBI's taxonomy places the organism in Eukaryota, Metazoa, Chordata, Actinopteri, Cyprinodontiformes, Goodeidae. Gene Ontology annotation, molecular function: RNA endonuclease activity; metal ion binding; mRNA binding. The coding region runs from base 317 to 1942 and encodes 541 amino acids. The record is from RefSeq and is a predicted model, not a curated record. Gene Ontology annotation, cellular component: nucleus; cytoplasmic ribonucleoprotein granule. Gene Ontology annotation, biological process: 3'-UTR-mediated mRNA destabilization; nuclear-transcribed mRNA catabolic process, RNase MRP-dependent.
GGCAGUUUUUUCUGUUCCUCCUCUGAGUAAUAAGGGCAGCCUAACACAUACCGGUGUGUUUGUCAGAACGGCUGACUGGUAGGAGCAGUUCACACACAUACGACAGGCAGGACAGAGGGAUCCUGCUGCCAUCUGGUACUUACCAAGCGUUGACAGAGCUCAUCAGUCUGAACCAACAAUCUUUGACACCUGUCAACUGUUCCAAAACACAGGCUGUUACCUUGGAGACCACCAUCAGCCAGAAUAAGGAGGCGAGACGAGGGAUUCCCAAGACAGACAGUCCUCAGAAGACGAAGGAGAGGAAGCAGCUAGAGCGAUGGAGCGCCAGCAGCAGCAUACCAAAGUGGAGCGAUUUCUCAAGUUAGGAUACUCUCACAAUGACAUCGUGAGGGUGCUCGAGACCCUGGACCAUGACGCCCAGACCAAUGACAUUCUGGAAGAGUUGAUAAAGACCUGUCACACUCGCAGUUAUGGCAACACAAGUGUACCAAACAGUCCGAAACUGGUGCCCAGAGGCUGCAGUCCCGGACCCAGCAAGGCCAGAACCGGUCCUGACAGAGAGUCAAACGCAGGCUUCAGACCGGUGGUUAUAGAUGGCAGCAAUGUGGCCAUGAGCCAUGGUGACAAGAAGGUGUUUUCAUGCCAUGGCCUCCGGCUGGCGGUAAACUGGUUCUGGGACAAAGGGCUGCGUGAUAUCACUGUGUUUGUGCCCCUGUGGAGGAAGGAGCAAACGCGACCUGAGGCGCCCAUCACAGAUCAACAUAUUCUCCAUGAACUGGAGAGAAGGAAGAUCUUGGUGUACACGCCGUCCCGCUGCGUGAACGGCAAGAGGGUGGUGUGUUACGAUGACCGCUACAUCAUCAAGCUGGCGGUCGAGUCAGACGGAAUCAUCGUGUCCAACGACAACUACCGUGACCUGCAGACAGAAAAUCCCCAAUGGAAGAAGUUCAUUGAGGAGAGGCUCCUGAUGUAUACCUUUGCCAAUGACAAGUUCAUGCCUCCAGAUGAUCCCCUGGGUAGAAAUGGUCCCACCAUUGAUGACUUUCUGAGAAAGAAGCCAUGGACCCCAGAAAACAAGCAGCAGCAGCAGCAGCACUGCCCCUACGGAAAGAAAUGUACUUAUGGAAUAAAGUGCAAGUUCUACCAUCCAGAGAGGGUGAACCAGUCCCAGUUGGCUGUAGCUGAUGAACUGAGGGCUCUCGCACAUCAACCUGAACACAGAUACACCCCACCCACUCCUCCGCUUGGAAGCAGAGAUGACCUGUCUCAUUGCGACCCCUCCAUCUGUCACAGGGAGAACAGCAUCCUGAGAAGUCAGAUAAACAAGAGUCCUCCUUUUUACCAAUACUACAGCUUGGAUGGAGAUGAAGCCUUCAGCUCCAUGGGAAGCUCCAUGUCAAGGCUCAGCAUCCAGGACAUGUCCUAUGGUGACCUUCUGACCAGCUACAGCAGUGGCAGAGGCAGCUACCAAAUGUCUGGCUCAUACGCCGGGAGCAGCCCGAGGCUUUCACCUAGCGGACAUAAUUGCUACCCUCCCCAAAACGGCUCUGUGUCCUGUGAGUAUCACAUGUGCAGCCAGUGUGGGUGUGGACACCAGAAGAUUAGGAUGCCUGCCAACCAUCACCACCAUCAUCAGCCAGUGUGGAGCUCCUGCCCUGCUCUGCCUCCACACAACCCGGAGCAGUCUGUUUCUGCCUUUCACAGAUCGAACGGCUGCCGGUCCCAGCACUCCUUGGUGCAGCCCAACCUCUCUGUCAACAAGGUGAACAGCCAGGCCAGUAACUUGUCCAAUGAGCAGAGGAAUGACCUGAGGAGCCGGCUGAGUACACUCUUCCCCCAGGGCACGGUGGAGCAAGUUUUGAAUGCUAACCCACACGUCUCAGACAUGCUUGAACUGAUUAGCCUCAUCCAGAACUACAGAACCAGCAACAUCUCCUUCUAGACUGCUAACAUAUUUGGUACAUUCAAACAGAGCCCAUGUUGGAGUUCUCAUCUUGAAAAUAGUGAAACCAAAGUGAGCAUUUACAGAAAAGAUAAAUUGUAUCUUUAUUUGUUAGAAAGUUUGAUUUUUUCCAUGAACACAUUAUUUUAAGCAUUAAAAAGGAAGUUAGUCUGAUAAAACUACAUCAGCUAUUCCUUUUAUCCUAAUACAGAAGUGCAAUGCACUUAGCUCCAUUCCAGCUACUUAUUGUAGCAAUGAGAAAUAUUUAUUGAAGCAACAUGUGUUGUUUUCUCAUGUUGCCUCAAAAUGAGGAACACUAUAGUCUGUACUUUUGUAAAGAAUGUCCCAAUAUGAAUAUAAACUGUGAAUCCUAGUGUUUUUGUUGCACCUUUCAAAUAAACGUUUUUGAAGCA